GACAAGAGUCACAGAACAGACUUGGACUGCCUCCAACACUCGUACAUCGCACACAGUCUUUUUGUCUUUCUUUUAUAUAAUUUCCUUUCACCUCAGCCUAUACACAAUGUCCGACGAACACGAUAACCACUCUGCUGGCACUACCCGCCACGCCUACCCAAUCGAGCGCUCAGACUCGUCUGCGUCCACAACUCCCUCCGAUCAGAACGAGUCUGUUAUCCACCAACCCAUUCCCACUCGCCCUGGUCCUCGCAAUAGCGCGCAAUUUGAACCGGAAAUCGUUCGACCCAUGAGCCCUCGAAGGACAAACGAGGAUAUUAACAAGAUGGGUGAGGAGGCGCGCGAGGAGCUAAGAAAGCAUGCCAAGGCUUUGCAAGAAUCGCUCCUCACAAUCUUCAACCGUAUCGAAGCGGUACGGGAGGAGCACGACAAGCUCGACAACAACAACAAAUUUCUUCAAAAGUACAUUGGUGAUUUGAUGAGCACCAGCAAGAUCACCGCGACGGGCAGCCGAGGAAAGAAAUAAGCUAUCCUCUAUUACAACUACAUAUCAUCUACACGUGGCUCUAGUCAAGCCGGACCUACUGGUCCUCUGCUUGGAUUAGUCGGCACUCGAAACACAUCAACGCAGAAAACAUCAUCUCAAAUCAACAGCUACUUAUAUCGACAAGACAGAUGUCGACAGUCUUUCCCUAAAGGAAAAACAAAAAAAUUUGGGCUACUUCCAUUCAUCGCGCCACGAAGAGACCGUGGCGCUUCAGUUAUUUUAUUUGGAGCAUUGGAUUUUUUUAAAGGCGCCGCUCCGAGCCCCCCUUUUUAAAGAAAGAAAAGGAGAGGGGCUCAUGAUACCCAGACUUUGAAGAUCAAUUUUUUCUUUUUGCAUUUUGCCGCCACGAUCCACAUGCUUCUUUUUACUUUUUUAUAUUCUUAUUCUUCUUGUCACGAGCACA
Molecule: messenger RNA, 950 nt
Organism: Trichoderma asperellum CBS 433.97
Lineage: Eukaryota; Fungi; Ascomycota; Sordariomycetes; Hypocreales; Hypocreaceae
Cellular component (GO): trans-Golgi network
Source: RefSeq, a predicted model, not a curated record